AUGUCAAUUCUCAGAAUCAACAUCUUACUCAGAAUCAACGUCUUACGCCGUGAGGCGACUCAGGCGAGUGCCCAGCGCCAGCAUCUUCGAAUACAAUAUGACAAGAUGUAUCUUGCGAGAGGAGUUGCAUCUCUUUUCAAUAUGGCAGCAGUAGAAGUUGACAGCCAAUGCCGCUAUCAUGAAACGUCCGCAGCUUAUGUGCUGCCAAAAGCAAACGACAUCAUUGAGCAGGAUCGACUUGAUGCUCAAGCGGCUGCUAUUGUCGAAAUGAUUGGCGGCUUUCCUCUCUUGGCUUCAUUGCGAACAUUAGACAACAUCUCUAAGGCGGUUGAUGUGGGUUGUGGUACUGGUGUCGCAACAAUCCAGAUUGCCACAGUGUUGCCAUCUGCUACGAUCUAUGGCCUCGACCUAACUCCAGUCCCAGAAGCGUUAAAGAAAAUAGUGCCAGGGAACAUUGUUUGGGCUCAAGGAAAUGCAUUGGAUGUUGACUAUAAUCAGCCUGGUAGUGAUGUCAUGAGCCGCGAGAUAUUCAACCCCGGAGAGCUGGAUUACAUCUUCGGCCGCAUGCUUUUCUUGGGGAUUAACAAUUGGCCAAAGUAUUUCUCAAUCACCUCAAACGCAAUGAGAUCUGGUGGCAUAAUUGAACACCAGGAUUUGGACUGGAAGUUUUACCGCGUUGGAACGUCAGAAUGCGUAAGUGAUGACUGGGAAUGGCACAAGGCCAUCGUCUCUGGUGCCAAACAAUCUGGCUUGUCAACAACUUCGGGCUCGGAUGCAGCACCGCUUAUGAAAUCUUCUGGUUUGGAGGUCUUAAGCGUUCAAACUUUCGAGUUCUCGUUCGUUCCUUCGAGCAAAACGCCUAAAAGCCAAGCAAUGGGGAGGUAUGUCCAAGCCAAAUUGGUACCACAGUACCCAGAAUUACUUCGCAAAAUGCUAGGGGCUAAUGGCAUAACUGGGGAGAAAUUGGAGAAAUUGACAAAAGCAUGUCUUCAUGAUAUCACUUCCGAGGAGGGAGUGCACCAGAAGUAUACCGUCACCAUUGCAAGAAAACCAUAG
Sclerotinia borealis F-4128 is the source of this 1056-nucleotide messenger RNA. NCBI's taxonomy places the organism in Eukaryota, Fungi, Ascomycota, Leotiomycetes, Helotiales, Sclerotiniaceae. The record is from the annotation of a GenBank genome assembly.